AUGUAUAAUAUAUUUUCCAAGAUACCAGCUGUUCAUACAGCUCAUUACCCUUUACUUUUGUGUAAAACAGAAGAUAAAAAGAACCAUAGAAAUUCAUCAGGGCAGGGAAAAGACUUUAAAAAUAAAGAUUUAGAAAAAGCUAUAGCUCUUAGGCUUUUUAUUUUGUGUCUACUUAUUUUGUUUUACAUGUUUUUACAAAACAUAGAUGUAUAUGAAGAUAGUAAUAUUAUUUCAGAAUGGAAAAAGUAUAAUAAUAGAUUUUUAAGAAAACUAUCUAAAAAAAGAAAUAUGAGCGAAAAAAUGAAGAAUGUAGGAUCCGACAUAAAUGGAGAUGAAUACAACAAGUUGACCACAAAAACAAAUGUAAAAUUAUGCAAACAUAAAAUAAAAAAUUCCAAUUGUUCGAAAAGCGAAGAAAAAAAUUCAAGAAAAACUGGUACUUAUCCUGGUGAAUCUUCAUUACGUAAACGCACAAUGGAUAAAAAAAAAUAUUUAUUAACUAUUCAGGAAUUAAAAAAAAAAUAUGAAGCCUUAGCGUACAAGGAUGUAAGUAAAAAUGAAAUAAAAGAGAUAAUGAAAGAUAUGGAUUCUAAUUAUGAAUUUAUAUCAGAAAAUAAACAUGAUACUUCUACAGAAGAUGAAAAUGCAGAAUUACCUUAUGGAUGUAAAGUUUCAGAGGUUUGUUUAAAUAUUACAGAGGAGAAACUAAAAAGAAAACUUAGUACGUUAAGUAGUAAAGUAAAUCAUAAAGUUAUGUUUACAAUAUUUAACUAUUUUCAUGAUUUUCAAAGAAAAAAGUAUUUAAAAUUAGGAGAUUAUCUGUGGAAAAAUUAUAAACAAAUUAAAAAGGACUAUGAAGUACCAGAAGAAAUUGAAAUGGAGAUAGAUAGCACUUCUUCUGAUUUGAUAAAUACUCUAUUGAAAAAGGAUUAUAAUGACUUUAAGGAUUUUUACGCUUUUGUUGGUGAUGUACCACGUUCUAAAGAGAGCUUUAUUAAUUUUCUAAAAGAGAAGACCCACUCAUGGUUAUUAUUGAGAAAUAAGAUGAUGGAGAAGAUAAAAAAUGCUUUGGAUAUUGAUUUUGAAGAUUCCGAAUCAGACGAAUGA
Molecule: messenger RNA, 1107 nt
Organism: Plasmodium malariae
Lineage: Eukaryota; Apicomplexa; Aconoidasida; Haemosporida; Plasmodiidae
Product: Plasmodium exported protein (PHIST), unknown function
Exons: 2
Coding region: 1-1107 (368 amino acids)
Source: RefSeq, a predicted model, not a curated record